CUUUUGUCUUUGGGUUCUCUAUUUCAUAGACUAUAGACGAGACAAAACUACUAGCAUUGCCUGUAGUUGCUUAACCAAUAUACUGUACUUCUAAAAUACGGAUAAAAAGCAUAUAAUUACUAAUGUUACAAUCCAAAAUUCUUGGAUUAACACCAUCACGUUGUUACGGUAAUUGCGUGUGCCAAAAAUUAUAAGAAACGGACGCGCUUCGGCUGCAGGGGACCGGUUGAUUCUUUACAUAAAAUUUCAAUGUGUUCUGGAAAUGGUUUGCAAAGAGGACGUGGUAUCAUGGUUUAAAGAAUUGGAAAGCUAUAAACGCAUAGACGCGAUGUGUACGUUAUUAAAUAUGUGUUUGCCAUUUGAACUACGUUUCAUUGGCACAUACCUAGAGGAGCUGGGUAAGCGGGACUUUCAGGAGUUGCGUGGUGCUGAACUGAGAGCUAACAACCCCACAGACCUGGCUGCGGACAUUGGAGGCGCCAACACAGACCCCAGGACACGGCGGAAAAUGGCCUUGUAUGUGUCGUUACUGCGUUCGUGUAAUUUCGCGUGUGCUACCACAUUGUACAAUGCCAUGGUCAGUUUGGAGCAGAGUGGUUUGUUGAAAGGCUUGUACGGCGAUCUCCUCGAAGAAAUUUUACUUCUGUACACAAUGGCGUUACAUCAUCCAGCGUUUACAUUUGAUCAAAAGUCGCAUUUUGGUGAAAUACUAGAGAAAUUAAAAAUGGAAGACCAGAGGAUACAAUUUCCAGAGCCACAAGAUCAUAUAAACGUAGUACCAGUGAGUGCAUGCCAUACACAAUCUAAUAUCACAGGCAACAUGACAAUCCCACCACCUAACUUGUCUAGCUUGGGGCCACCGCCUGGUAUUGUGUUUGUCAAAACACCUGGGGUGCAGCCGCCUAGUACAGACACAGUGCCUGAACUCAGCUCUCCGCCAGUUCUGACAGGAGCCGGGGGAGUAGUGCAAAUGUUGGGUGAAGUCCCUCACCCACCUCCUGGUCUACCGAUGCCACAGUACAACAUGGGAGACUACAUAGGACACAAUGCGUGGCCUGCAAAUAUCAUAGUAUCACCUAUAAAUCAACCACUCGAAGUAAUAAAUUACACGGCUGCUAGUGGUGCGCCGACGUCGCCUCUAGUGUCGUCGCCGGGCGACAGUCGCGCCGCGUCGCCACGUUCGCGCCGCCGACUAUCGCGGGACCGCUCGCCGCCUCCUCCCCCAGUCGGGCCCCCCGACCAGCCUUCACUGCCGCACCAACUUGCCGCCAACUUUGAAAACAUGUCUGUCGCCGAGGUGGGUCACUCUCCGCAGCAUCGCGGUCCCUUCACCGUGUUUGCAGCAGGACUUCUUCGCCACAGACAGCCUUCUGCAUUAACGCGGUUUUCGAAUGAGAUGCGGCAUAAUAUCGGUGAUGAACGAUUAAGAGAACUGAACAUGGUGGUCCAUCAGCAGCAAUAUAGAUCAUUGGAGAAACUAAACGGAGUGCGACGACUAACCGGUCCGUACUGCACGGCGACGCGCUCGUCGUCCGACAGCGGGUCCAGCGCCGCGUCGUCCCCACCCGACACGCCGGCGCCGCCGCAGCGCCGCGCUACGCCGUCCGCGCCGCCUCCCGUGCCGUUCCUGCAGUACCCGCGGCCCUUCGGCUACCCCACGCCGCCGCCCACGUACCGCCAGCCCCCGCCGCCGUUCGCUAACGGCGAGCCGCCCCCGUACCCUGCGGCGGCGCCGUACGCCGGCUUCGUGUCGGUGCUGUACGCGCCGCCCAAGCUGUCGUGCUGGAACUGCGGCGCGGCGGGCCACGCGGGCCACGAGUGCAAGGAGCCCAGCAUGGAGGAGAUGACGCGCGCGGGCGGCUACCAGCUGGACUUCGGUGGUGCGCCGCCCGAGCCGAGCGACAAGUAGGGGCGCCGUCGAGCGCUAGGGAACUCUUCGCGACGUCCUUGUGUGAUCUGUCCAGAUUAGUACCAAAGUGUGAGGUCAAAAAUUGUAAAUAUCGACCCCGGUCGGCCCGUACGGCUGCUAUCGGUACCCGGCGUGAUAUGAACCCUUGGAACGUGAAACCCGAAGGAUUUCUUUUGACGUAGUUCGAGAUAUUAGGUAGAUAUAUUAUGAUGUUAAUAUUACGAGCGCUUAUCGGACUAAUUUAUUAGGGUGAUGAACUUUUAUCUGUAAUGUUUAAGAGUAAUUGCACUUUCGAUGUAUUUAGAAUUUGAUGACAUUCCAAUUAUUUAAUUGAAAAUCCUUGCGAACGUCUGGUAAAAUGAUCAUUAGCUAAAACAGAUGGUUUGUGCUUGGUGACUGAAAAUAAAAAUAAUUGUUACACAUAAGAAAAAGACUCUCUCUCUCAAUCUCACAUGUCAUUGUUAUUAAAUAAAAAAAUUGUUUGGUGAAGCAAGUAGUUACAGUGUAGAACAUAUUUUUCGUCACUUGAGAGCAAUGUUGAUCAUUGUUGAUGAGCCUAAGGGCCAAUGCAUAAAUUUGAAAAACUUACAAAAUAUUAAAAUGUGUGACUUAAAUGAUGAAGUUAUUGUUUCUUCUGUUUGGACCUGUAUUUUGUUAAGUAUUAUUAAAAAUAAUGCAAUGUGAGCGAAUGUGUUUGUAUAGGAAAUUGCUGGCUAACGAUUUCCUAAACUUCAUUGGGAUCAAGUUACUAUAAACAUUUUUGCAAACAUUUAGUUGAGCUGUAAUUGUUGUAGUUGAUUUUUCCCGAAUUCUAGUCGUUCCAACACGGUAGCCAGGGAGAGGUUGCUGAUUGCAAGGCAAAACAAUUUUCAUACCACGAUAUAACAAAAACUACAGAUCAACUACAUCAGAAAUCGUUAAAUAAUCCGAAAUUGAAAGUGCAAUUAUUUAUAAACAAUCACUAAACAAACAGUUCUUGUAUAGAAUUUUCAGGGAAUUCCAAUUUAAACAGCAGCACCUGUAAAAAUAGUUUUAAUCGGCAGCUUCAAAGAAUUUAAAAUUAAGGUUUUGUAUGGUAAAGGUUGAUAAAACGAAUUGGUACAAACACAUAAUUUGAUCAAUUUUAUUAUCUUACAAAUAGUUAACAUGUCAUUAAAAAUGAGUGCCAUAAAUUGGUGUAUAAUAUAAUUUUCAUGUUUAGUCAGUAUGGAGUUUUAAAUUUAAUUUAAGUGGUAGCAUGAUACAGUGAAUUAAGUCCCAUCAAUACUUAUUUAUAGUUUUUCUAAACCAGUUUCCGACUCUAUAAAUAAUAUAGUUCUAGGUAGGUAUGAAAUCAUCACAAAUGAAUUUCAAAAUUAAUAGUUCUUGCCACAUAUUUAAAAGGUUGCUUUUGGAAUUGUUAUCAGACAUAAAUAUGUAUUUUAAGUUCCAUAUAAAAUUGUCGUAUUUAUGUUACACAAUGCACAUGACAAGUUAGUACAUCUACAUUAGUACAAAUUGAAAUUGGUAUGAGUUGAAAAAUUGAAUUUAGUCGAUUAGUUAAGAAAUUUCAUUAGGCGACAUGGUUUUAUAAGAUAGUGUAUUAACAUAAUGAUAGAAAUAUUCUAGUGUUUGUUUUAAUUGUUAAUAAUAUAAUCAAUCAAGCAAGUGUGAAUAAUUUUUAGGAUAAACCAAAUCUAUCUUCAAUUUAAACAUAGUGCUGCCCACUGCAUGUCAUACAACUUGACAUGCUAUGGAGUUCCCUAAAAUUCUUAGCUCUGCCUUGACUAUUUCUUCUACAACUUUUUAUGUAACACAUGUUAUUGUCCAAAUCAUCAGAAUUUGUAAAUAUGAUGUUAACUUCUAAAAUAUUUAAUAUACAGUUGAAAGUCGAAUUGUGAAGAUUUAUAUACUAAAGUACUGAAUUUGUUUCCUUUGUCCGAAGACUGAUCUCUAAUACUAGCUAAUUAUUCGACUUCUAAAAGCUAAUAGUAACGAUGUUGACUGCAAGUCGAGCAUCUGCCACUCAUGAUCGGGACUGUGUGUCUAUGGUAGAGGAGCUGAGUACUGCGACUGGCCACAUAUUCAUGUGAAUGUACCUAGUAGUGUACCAUUUUAUACAUAUGAGUUGAACAAGGGAUUAUUUUGAUCAAGCUCACGAAAAUGCAAUGCUCUUAAUUAAUGUUUAUAAUAAUAGUCAUUGUAAAUAGUUACAAAUAUGUAAGAGAGAUGACACGUCGCAUCCGAUGUGUUCAUAUUUUGUAAAUAAUUCAGUUUAUAUAAAUUAGUUAAUAUUUAGAGAUUGACUAUAUUAAAUUUGUAAAUUACGUUGUAAUAAUUUGAAUGUCCCUAUAGAGUAUAUUCGAUUGUUUCUCUAUGAUCACUGUCACAAAUCACAAUUUGCAUUUGAAAGUCCCAGUUUUUGAAAAAAAGUUCAAAUUAGAAGGGUUGUAUAAUUGUUUUUGCAUAAUUAUUAAAGUAAUGUUUUUUUAAUCGAGUCAGAUGAGUGACGCAUGGGUGGGUGUGGGGAGGUAUGACUGUGGCCUCGAGACAUGCAGCUUGCUGACGACUUGUUGAUGUUGUUCAUCACUUGGACGAUUGUAUUCUCUUGUAUGUACACACUGACUAUGUUUGUAGAGCUUUGUGCCUUCAACGCACCGACAAUUUAAUGAUAGAAGAGAAUAUAUUUGUGUGUUGUAAGUGAUUUAUUUAUAGUGUAACUGUUAACAGAACCGUAAGGGACUAUUAUUUUGUAAGAUACAUGAUAUGUCACUCCUUAUGAAGGUUGUAAGUCCACAUAACGUAACUUUUGUGUUAUUUAUAUCUUAACAAUUUUAUUAUGAUAUUUAAAACAAGUUGAAAUAUAGAUUAAACAUAGAAAGAGUAACUUAAUAUUUGUAACUUUGUAAGUACGCCUGUAGCCUAGCCCCAAUGUGGUACUGUCGAUGCAAUAAGAUGAAAGCAUUACUACUGCAUAUCAUGUUAUAAGGUUCAAUUGAGUGUGAUAUUCAAGUGGAUUGUCUUGCUGUUUGUGUCUGCUCAAUUGUUUUCAACAAAGUAGGUACAUUUUCAGUGAAAUCGUCAAAUGUGUAAACUAAAAGUUUGUUUUCUACAUAGGCAACAAUAUUAUUAUAAAGGUCGAAAUGUCUAUGCAGCUUUACUUUGUCUAGUGGAGUAUGAAAAUAUUUUUUUACUUUGUACAGAAUGUUAUAAAUGUGAUACAUAAUUUUUGACAUAAUUAGAAAUUGUGAUUUAGUAAGGUGUGUAGUUUAUAAAAAAAUAUAAAAAAAACUCGCUUUACUAAAUAAAUACUAUUCUACAGCUAUGUAACGUUGUUUUCCCACGUUUUUAUAUUUGGGUACUUAUAUAUUCUAAGCUGUUGUACCUAUUGCUAGUAAAAUUAAAUUUCAGGAAAUUGAAUGUUUCGGCCCGGUAUUGUCAGACCUCUGUAUCCCACCAAUGCUGUGAAUCAUUUGCUUCCUGAGAAAUAAACAACCAAAAUCUACAAUUCUGUGUUUUCAUUGGAUAAAGUAAG
Molecule: messenger RNA, 5423 nt
Organism: Spodoptera exigua (beet armyworm)
Lineage: Eukaryota; Metazoa; Arthropoda; Insecta; Lepidoptera; Noctuidae
Source: the annotation of a GenBank genome assembly